UAGGUUUGUCUAACAGUCAAAUCCCCGACUUUUCCAGUCAAUGGUACGCUCCGGUGACGUAUGCGGAAAUAGUGUUGGAAACACUAUAAGACGCGCUGUGUUUGAUUCAGCGAGUUCAUUUAUGUAAAGAAAAAUACUUGGUUGUCUCUGCUCCAAAUCGACGGUCAGGGCAUCUGUCACAUUGAACGACCAAAGAUGACUGGUUUAAUCUCUUGACCAGAGAUGUUGUUUCACAACUAACAACUUUGUCUAAGACUGCCAAAAUUCAAACAGAGUGAACCCAGCCUUAUAGUUAUCCUGUCAAAAAAUUCUAACACCUGAGCUGUGGAUCGCUGCAGUUCCUCCAGAGUUACAAUGGGACCUGUUUUUGCCCAUCCCAGCACUUCAGUUCAACUCUGACCUGAGCACCCAAGCAUGCAGGAAGACUUGACCCGCAGUCCUAGCUACACAGUGACAUGCGAGGACUAUGUCCACGUGGUCGAAUUCAGCCCUUUCAGCUCGGGUUCCCCUGCCUCUCUCCUUGCCUAUGCUGAAAACCAAUGUGUGGUGGUGGGCACCUGCCUCUUUCAAGAGGAGGACGUGGACGUGGAUGGAGUCCAGUUCAGUGUUCUCCGAGCUUUUCAUUAUGACUUGCGCAUUGAUGCUCUGGCUUGGAGCCCUGAGUCACGGCUGGACAGGAUACCUACCAUCAGAUUUUGCACGGUGGCAGCUGACAGGAAACUACGCCUGCUGACUUCUGAUCUGCAGGAUCGAGAUGAAGUCAAGGUGAUGGAGGGCCACACCAACUACAUUAACCAUUUGGUGUUCGAGCCCACCGAGGGGAAACAAAUCGCUUCAGUCAGCGAUGACCACACUUGCAGGCUGUGGGACCUGGACGGAAACGAAACGACCCUUUUGAGACUUGGCUCUCCAGGUCUGAGUGUGUGCUGGCAUCCACAGGAAGUGUUUAAGUUAAUGGUGGCAGAGAAGAAGGGGACGAUUCGCUUUUACGACCUGGUCACCCAGCAGGCCAUCCUGUCGCUGGACUGCGGACACACCGGCCCGCUCAUGUCUGCCGACUGGUGCCUCGCCAACACGAUCAAAGUAGGCGCUGUGGUGGGCAAGGAUUGGCUAAUCUGGGACAUCACUCGCUCCAGUUACCCACAAGAGAAGAGACCUGCUCAUAAAGACAAAGCUCGGCUAUUCAGGUGGUCUAUUGCCAAUGAAAACCUCUUUGCCACCACCGGAUAUCCCGGAAAAAUCAGCAGUCAGGUUUUCAUGCACCACCUUGGUCACCCACAGCCUGUAAUGAUCGGAUCGUCGUCAAUCGGAUCGGGCCUCAGUUGGCACCGGACGCUGCCGCUCUGUGUGGCCGGCGGUGACAGGAAACUGUGCUUUUGGAUGACUGAAAUGUAGCAACUCUUCAAAUGGGAUGCACUUUGUGUUUUUAUGUAUGUUCAGUAAAAUAUUUUUCCACAUUG
Molecule: messenger RNA, 1460 nt
Organism: Girardinichthys multiradiatus
Lineage: Eukaryota; Metazoa; Chordata; Actinopteri; Cyprinodontiformes; Goodeidae
Gene: nup37
Product: nucleoporin 37
Exons: 11
Coding region: 415-1395 (326 amino acids)
Cellular component (GO): nuclear pore outer ring
Molecular function (GO): protein binding
Source: RefSeq, a predicted model, not a curated record